AUGUCAAAUGAAGAAGCUGAACAAUUAUCUCAAGAAUGGAAUGAAGAUCUGGACGGAAUGGAAUCCUUUGUUCUGGAGGGAAAGAAGUUUGUCCGCUUACCAGAAGAAGAAUUUGGUCACUUUUACAGCCAAGACUGCUACGUAUUCUUGUGUCGAUAUUGGGUGGCAGUAGAAUUUUCAGAUGAUGAUGAUGAUGAUAAUGCUGACCCUCCAGAGGAUGACUACAAAUGUAUUGUUUACUUUUGGCAGGGAAGAGAGGCUGGCAACAUGGGCUGGCUCACUUUUACUUUCAGUUUACAAAAGAAGUUUGAAAGUUUAUUUGGUGACAAACUGGAAGUCGUUCGAACACAUCAACAACAAGAAAACCUGAAAUUUUUGUCUCACUUCAAUCGUAAAUUUGUCAUUCACAAUGGCAAAAGAAAACUACCUUCUGCUCCAGUUGUCAAACGAGGAGUAGAAAUGUUCCAUCUCAGAGCCAACGACAGCCCCAUUGCUACAAGGUGCAUCCAGAUUAGACCAGACGCAUCAUUACUAAAUUCACAUUUCUGUUACAUCCUGAAGGUGCCAUUUGCCAGUGAAGACUUACAAGGAAUCGUCUACGUGUGGAUCGGAACCAAGGCUGACCAUGAAGAAGCACGACUCGCUGAAGAGAUUGCUUAUGACAUGUUUAAAGAGCACUUUACAAUUCAAAUGAUUAGUGAAGGAGAGGAACCAGAAAACUUCUUUUGGGUUGGCAUUGGAGGCCGAAAGCCAUACGAGAAGGAUGCCUCAUUCAUGCAAUAUGCUCGUCUUUUCCGUUGUUCUAAUGACAAAGGCUACUUCACAGUCUCAGAGAAAUGUGCAGAUUUCUGUCAGGAUGACCUGGCUGAUGAUGAUGUGAUGAUUCUAGACAAUGGCGAUAACGUCUUCCUUUGGGUUGGACGUAAGACCAGUGACGUGGAAAUCAAAUUGGCUUUCAAGAGUGCACAGGUCUACAUUCAACAUAUGCGCAAUAAACAACCUGAUCGCAAACGAAUUUUACUUCUUGCUCCAAAAUACAAAGAGAAUCGCAAGUUCACCAAAUGUUUCCACGAAUGGAAAUUGGAACAAAACCAUUUUCCUUUUCUUUUUUUUUUCUUUUUCUUUUUCUUUCUUCUUUUUUCUUUUCUAUUUUUCUUUUCUUUUUUCUUUGCUUUUUCUUUUAAUUUUUCUUUUUAUUCUUUUCUUUUUUUCUUUCCUUUUACCUUUCUCUUUUUCCUUUUUAUCUUUUUCAUAUCUUUUUCUUUUUUCUUUUUCUUUUCUAUUCUUUUUCUUUCCUUUUACCUUUCUCUUUUUCCUUUUUUCUUUUUCAUAUCUUUUUCUUUUUUCUUUUUCUUUUCUAUUCUUUUUUUUUUGAAUUACCUUUCUCUUUUCCUUUUUUUUUUUUUUUCAUAUCUUUUUUUUUUUUCUUUUUUCUUUUCUAUUCUUUUUUUUUUCCUUUUACCUUUUUUUUUUUCUUUUUUUUUUCAUAUCUUUUUCUUUUUUCUUUUUCUUUUCUAUUCUUUUUCUUUCCUUUUACCUUUCUCUUUUUCCUUUUUUUUUUUUCAUAUCUUUUUCUUUUUUCUUUUUCUUUUCUAUUCUUUUUCUUUCCUUUUACCUUUCUCUUUUUCCUUUUUUCUUUUUCAUAUCUUUUUCUUUUUUCUUUUUCUUUUCUAUUCUUUUUUCUUUUCUAUUCUUUUUUCUUUUCUUUUUUUUUCUUUUCUAUUCUUUUUUCUUUUCUUGUCCUUUUCUACUCUUUUUCUUUUUUUCUUUUCUUUCUUUUUUAUACUAUAUUUUUUUAUUUUAUCUAUCACUGUUUAUUCAUAUCUAUCUAUCUAUCUAUCUAUCUAUCUAUCUAUCUAUCUAUCUAUCUAUCUAUCUCACUCUAUCCAUAUCUAUCUAUCUAUCUAUCUAUCUAUCUCACUCUAUCCAUAUCUAUCUAUCUAUCUAUCUAUCUAUCUAUCUAUCUAUCUAUCUAUCUAUAUCCAUAUCUAUAUCUAUCUAUCUAUCUAUCUAUCUAUCUAUCUAUCUAUCUAUCUAUCUAUCUAUCCAUAUCUAUCUAUCUAUCUAUCUAUCUAUCUAUCUAUCUAUCUAUCGAUCUAUAUCACUCUAUCCAUAUCUAUCUAUCUAUCUGAGCAGCAAAAACAACAAAAGGACAAGAAUUAUGAAGACAUAACAUAA
Messenger RNA from Acanthosepion pharaonis, 2178 nucleotides. The record is from the annotation of a GenBank genome assembly. NCBI's taxonomy places the organism in Eukaryota, Metazoa, Mollusca, Cephalopoda, Sepiida, Sepiidae.